GAUCACUUGGCGAUCCAGAUCUAGGAGACGGCUUGUUGUUUGCUUGCGGUCGAUUGACAGCCAGCGUAUUCAGCCUCCGUUUACUUAAACCAGGCAAAAUCCAUCUUAUCCGGUGCUGGCUUCCCAGAGACGGCAAUAUUCCAUCCCAGCCUUCUGAUAUUUUUUUUUCGCUGAUUCUUCUACGGAACCGUGUUUUCAAUAUGUUUGUGGAAGGUGUAAAGAAGGCGCUUUUGGCGUUGUCUCUUUUGGCUGCUAGUGCACAAGCUGUGCCACGAGUGCGCCGGCAAAGCAACGCAAGCUCUUUCGAUUACAAGAGUCAGAUAGUCCGCGGUGUCAAUCUAGGUGGCUGGCUGGUGACCGAGCCAUGGAUUACACCUUCACUUUAUGACAGUACGGGGGGUGGUGCGGUAGAUGAAUGGACGCUGUGUCAGACGCUGGGUCAGGACGAAGCUAAGGCCAAAUUGUCGUCUCACUGGAGCUCGUUCGUCACGCAAAGUGACUUUGACCGUAUGGCUCAGGCAGGACUGAACCAUGUCCGCAUUCCCAUUGGAUACUGGGCCGUUGCUCCUCUUGAUGGUGAGCCGUAUGUCAGCGGUCAGAUCGACUAUCUUGACCAGGCGGUCACCUGGGCUAGAGCUGCUGGUCUCAAGGUUGUCGUUGAUCUGCAUGGUGCGCCGGGCUCUCAGAAUGGUUUUGACAAUAGUGGACACCGAGGCCCCAUCAAUUGGCAGCAAGGGAAUACGGUCAACCAGACUAUGACCGCAUUUGACGCCCUUGCAAGGCGUUACGCUCAGUCCGAUACAGUCACAGCGAUUGAGGCCAUCAACGAACCCAACAUUCCUGGUGGGGUAGACGAGGGUGGCCUCAAGAACUACUAUUACGGCGCUUUGGCCGAUGUCCAGCGUCUCAACCCAUCUACUACUUUGUUCAUGUCGGACGGCUUUCAGCCUGUAGAGUCCUGGAACGGCUUUAUGCAAGGUAGCAAUGUUGUCAUGGAUACGCAUCACUACCAGGUUUUUGACACUGGCUUGCUUUCUAUGAGCAUCGAUGACCAUGUCAAAACGGCCUGUUCUCUCGCCACACAGCAUACGAUGCAAUCAGAUAAGCCCGUCGUCGUGGGUGAAUGGACCGGUGCUCUGACUGACUGUGCCAAGUAUCUCAACGGCGUUGGUAAUGCCGCUCGCUACGAUGGCACAUACAUGUCCACCACUAAGUAUGGUGACUGCACAGGCAAGAGCACGGGUUCUGUAGCUGAUUUCUCAGCUGAAGAGAAAGCGAACACCCGUCGUUACAUUGAGGCUCAGUUGGAGGCUUACGAGAUGAAGAGCGGAUGGCUCUUCUGGACCUGGAAGACCGAGGGUGCCCCAGGAUGGGACAUGCAAGACCUUCUGGCUAACCAACUCUUCCCUACCUCGCCUACUGAUAGACAAUACCCCCACCAGUGCUCUUAAACACCAACUUGGUGUUUGAACGUUUGGUUAUCACCUCUCAAGAUAUCCUUGGUCAUUCUUUCAUAUUCGUCGUGAUUCAUAAUUGGGGCUUAACCCGUCUGGUACUGAUGUUUAUCGAGUCUUGCAUUCCUUAUUAUCAUUACCUUUUCCUCCACACUACUUAGUAAAGUCAGACUCGC
Messenger RNA from Aspergillus vadensis CBS 113365, 1630 nucleotides. RefSeq names its product glucan 1,3-beta-glucosidase (gene exg1). The record is from RefSeq and is a predicted model, not a curated record. Gene Ontology annotation, biological process: glucan catabolic process. Gene Ontology annotation, cellular component: extracellular region; cell surface. Gene Ontology annotation, molecular function: glucan exo-1,3-beta-glucosidase activity. Bases 201 to 1451 code for a protein of 416 amino acids. Lineage: Eukaryota; Fungi; Ascomycota; Eurotiomycetes; Eurotiales; Aspergillaceae. The transcript has 3 exons.